UUCAGUCUUCGUUGAUAACAGAGGAGAGAGAGAGAGAGAGAAGAAGCUUCACAAUCGCAACAAUGGCGGAGAAGACGCCAUUUCUCAAACUUCUCCCUCUUCUUCUUCUGCUUCUCCUUCACUUCCCUUUAUCAUCCUCUACCAUACCUCUCGGCUCUGUUAUUUUCGCCUCCGGUUCCAACCAGAAUUGGCCAUCUCCAAAUUCCACUUUCUCCGUCUCCUUUGUUCCAGCUUCUUCACCUAAUUCAUUCCUCGCCGCCGUUUCUUUCGCCGGAAACGUUCCGAUAUGGUCAGCGGGAACCGUUGACUCACGAGGAUCUCUUCGUCUUCUCACCUCCGGCUCCCUCCGCCUCACCAACGGCUCCGGAACCACCAUCUGGGAUUCCGGAACAGAUCGUCUCGGUGUUACUUCCGGUUCGAUUGAAGAUUCCGGUGAAUUUAUUCUCCGCAACAACCGAAGCAUUCCGGUUUGGUCUUCCUUCGAUAAUCCGACGGAUACAAUCGUCCAAUCGCAGAAUUUCACCGUCGGUAAGAUUCUCCGAUCUGGUCUUUACUCGUUUCAGUUAGAGACAAGUGGGAAUCUUACUCUUAGGUGGAACACUAGCACGAUUUACUGGAAUCUUGGUCUCAAUUCUUCGAUUAGCUCGAACCUAUCGUCUCCGAGCUUAGGUUUAGUAUUACGGACUAAUGGAGUUGUGUCGAUCUUCGAUUCGAAUCUUCGUGGCGGAGUUGACACCGUUUACAGUGGCGAUUACGGUGAUAGCGAUACUUUUAGGUUCUUGAAGUUGGAUGAUGGGAAUUUGAGAAUUUACAGUUCUGCGAGUAGAAACAGUGGACCUGUGAAUGCUCAUUGGUCUGCUGUUGAUCAGUGCCUUGUUUAUGGAUAUUGUGGGAACUUUGGGAUUUGUAGUUACAACGAUACUAAUCCGAUUUGCUCGUGUCCGUCUGGUAACUUUGAUUUUGUUAAUGUGAAUGAUAGAAGAAAGGGAUGCAGAAGAAAAGUGGAGCUAAGUGAUUGCUCUGGCAACACAACCAUGCUUGAUUUGCCUCACACAAGGUUAUUUACUUACGAAAACGAUCCAAACUCGGAAAUUUUCUUUGCGGGUAGUUCGCCUUGUCGAGCUAAUUGUCUUAGUAGCGUUACUUGUCUUGCUUCUGUCUCGAUGUCUGAUGGGUCAGGCAAUUGUUGGCAAAAACAACCCGGUUCCUUCUUUACCGGGUAUCAGAGGCCAUCGGUUCCGAGUACUUCUUAUGUUAAAGUGUGUGCUCCAGUGGUUUCUAACCCACCUUUGAUUGCAACAAAAGUUGACAGUAACAACUCGAAAGUGCAUUUGUGGAUUGUCGCAGUUGCUGUAAUGGCUGGGCUUCUUGGUUUGGUUGCAGUAGAGGUAGGUCUCUGGUGGUGUUGCUGUAGAAAGAAUCCUCGGUUUGGAACUUUGUCGUCUCACUACACUUUGCUUGAGUACGCUUCUGGUGCACCUGUGCAGUUUACCUAUAAGGAGCUGCAGCGUUGCACCAAAAGUUUCAAAGAGAAGCUUGGAGCUGGAGGGUUUGGAACUGUGUAUAAAGGCGUGCUCACAAAUAGAACCGUGGUUGCAGUGAAGCAACUCGAGGGAAUAGAGCAAGGAGAAAAGCAGUUUAGGAUGGAGGUUGCUACCAUUAGCAGCACACACCAUCUGAAUCUAGUCAGACUGAUCGGGUUUUGCUCCCAGGGAAGACACAGGCUUCUCGUCUAUGAGUUCAUGAGAAACGGAUCUCUCGAUAACUUCCUGUUUACUACUGAUUCAGGGAAGUUCUUGACUUGGGAGUAUCGGUUUAGCAUUGCGCUUGGGACGGCAAAGGGAAUAACUUACCUCCACGAGGAGUGCCGCGACUGCAUUGUACACUGCGACAUUAAACCCGAGAACAUUCUCGUGGAUGACAAUUACGCUGCCAAAGUCUCAGACUUUGGACUCGCCAAACUCUUGAACCCAAAAGACAACAGAUACAACAUGAGCAGCGUUAGAGGAACAAGAGGCUAUUUAGCUCCUGAAUGGCUCGCAAAUCUUCCCAUAACCUCAAAAUCGGAUGUCUAUAGCUAUGGAAUGGUUCUACUAGAGCUAGUCAGCGGAAAAAGGAACUUUGAUGUCUCGGAGAAAACGAACCACAAGAAAUUCUCGAUAUGGGCAUACGAGGAGUUUCAAAAGGGCAACACCGAGGCAAUCCUAGACACACGUUUAGGCGAAGAUCAAACAGUUGAUAUGGAACAAGUGAUGAGAAUGGUUAAGACAAGCUUUUGGUGCAUACAAGAGCAGCCAUUGCAGAGGCCGACAAUGGGGAAAGUGGUUCAAAUGCUAGAAGGAAUCACAGAGAUAAAGAACCCGCCAUGUCCAAAGACCAUAAGCGAAGUAUCGGUUUCAGGGAACAGUAUGAGCACAAGCCGUGCAUCUAUGUUGGUUGCUUCAGGUCCGACUCGAUCAUCCUCUUCGUCUGCUACACGGUCGUUUCAGACAAUGGGGAUCACAUCGUCUGGACCGGCUUCCACUAGGAUCAGUGAAGGCUCUAUGCUUGGAUCAUAAAAAUUGUUGUAUUGUGAUUAGUAAUGUCUAGAUUUAUUUUAAUUUACUUAUUGCAUACGUUAUAAUUGUAUAGGAACACUGCAAAGGGAAUAAUUAUUUUUCUUUUUUUUGAUAAAAUGCAUAUUCAAAGCUGUGGAAUGGUUUUAA
Messenger RNA from Arabidopsis lyrata subsp. lyrata, 2705 nucleotides. Its product is annotated as G-type lectin S-receptor-like serine/threonine-protein kinase At1g34300. The record is from RefSeq and is a predicted model, not a curated record. Gene Ontology annotation, biological process: recognition of pollen; protein phosphorylation. Gene Ontology annotation, molecular function: ATP binding; protein serine/threonine kinase activity. The coding region runs from base 63 to 2558 and encodes 831 amino acids. NCBI's taxonomy places the organism in Eukaryota, Viridiplantae, Streptophyta, Magnoliopsida, Brassicales, Brassicaceae. The transcript has 2 exons.